AUGGACUCGGACGACAAGGAGGUGCUCACGGCGUUGCUGGAGGAGGAAGCCGAUGCCAACGUCCAGGACAAGGAGCAUCUCAUGGUCCUCACCGCCCUCGCCAGCCUGCUCACGAGCAAUGAAAAGCCGCGGCGAGGUGGCACGAUGUCGGGGCGGCUGAAAGCAAAGAACCGGCAUCGUCUGGAAGGCUAUUGCAUGUUCUACUUCAACUACUUCGUCGACACUCCAUUACACGACGACAAAAGUUUUGGCACGCAGGCUAGACAUGGCCAGCAACAAGGAUGCCGAGUUGGAGGCAACACUGCUCACGCUGGAGGAGGGGAGAACAACACCCCCGCCGUUGGAGCCGAUAGCACCGCAACCGCUCCCGUCAGCAAGGGAUGUGGCGCAAGGAUCAUCGUCGUCCCAGCAGACGGAGCUGACACCACUGCCACGAGCAAACUCAUCACGGUGCUGACUAUCGACGGUGGCGGGAUACACGGGCUCAUCCCGGCGGUUGUCCUGGGCAGCCUCGAGCAAAUGAUACAAACUAUUGAUGGGGCAGAUGCCAGGAUAGCGGACUACUUCGACGUGAUCGCGGGCACAAGUACAGGCGGCCUGAUCGCGGCAAUGUUGGUGACGCCCUACAAGAACGGGCGGCCAAAGUACACUCCUCAAGAAAUCAAGGAUUUCUAUUUAGAGGAUGGGCCUAAGAUCUUCCCUCCCAAGAGGUGGUGGGGGCCAUUGGGCAUGGUACGCGCUUGGUGGGGGCCCAAGUACGAUGGCACCUUCCUUCAGGACAAGAUCAGGAGUGUGACGGGCGAGCACACCAUCGACCAAACCCUCAGCAGCCUUGUGGUGCCUGCGUUCGACGUGAAUAGGCUGGAGCCUGUCAUCUUCUCCACAUACAACAGCCAGCCAUGUGCAGCAGCGAAGAAACCGCUCCUGUCGGAUGUCUGCAUCGGCACGUCAGCUGCGCCAACCUACUUCCCGGCGCAUGGUUUUGACGACUUGAGCACCGAGGAGACCAAGAUGUCAGAAUUCCACAUCAUCGACGGCGGCGUGGCCGCCAACAACCCCACCAUGGCUGCCAUAUCAGCGGCCACAAGGGAGCAGCUGCUCGGAAAUUCAGACUUCCACAGCGAUGGUGUGGAUUACAAGAAAUACCUCGUCGUCUCAAUCGGGACAGGGUCUGCGGUGAAGGCAAAGGGGGUAUACACCGCGACGGACUGUGCCAAGUGGGGCGCCUUAAACUGGAUCCACAACAGGAGCAACAACCACAGCCCCAUCAUCGACAUCUUCUCCCACGCCAGCGCCGUGUUGGUCGACUGGCAGGUCCGCAUGCUCUUACACAACAGUGACAACACUGACCAGGAGCAGAACUACCUCCGCAUCCAGGCUCAGGGUCCAUUGUUCAGGGAAGACAUGCUGCCAAUGGAUAACGCGACUCCAGACAACAUGAAGGAACUGGUCAACAUCGGGAAUAUGCUGCUGAAGGAGAAGGUGGCUAUGGUGAACUUGGCCUCGGGGAAGUACGAGACGGUCGAGGGCCGGAACAUACCCUCCAACGAUGAUGAGCUCGAGCGCUUCGCCAAGCUUCUCAUCGCCGAGCGCAACUUGCGCAUUCACGGAUAUGAGUCGAAGUCAUUAAAAGACUAUCCGCACCGUCAUGCGCGUCACCGUGAUAGGGAAUGUGGCAAUGAAUUUGGGUGUAUGUGCCGGUCACUCGAUUAG
Messenger RNA from Triticum dicoccoides, 1713 nucleotides. RefSeq names its product patatin-like protein 1. The record is from RefSeq and is a predicted model, not a curated record. Gene Ontology annotation, biological process: lipid metabolic process. NCBI's taxonomy places the organism in Eukaryota, Viridiplantae, Streptophyta, Magnoliopsida, Poales, Poaceae. The transcript is spliced from 5 exons. Gene Ontology annotation, molecular function: glycerophospholipase activity; monoacylglycerol lipase activity. Bases 1 to 1713 code for a protein of 570 amino acids.